This is a messenger RNA of Eurytemora carolleeae, 1850 nucleotides long. Its product is annotated as dual specificity protein phosphatase 10. The transcript is spliced from 2 exons. Gene Ontology annotation, cellular component: cytosol; cytoplasm. Lineage: Eukaryota; Metazoa; Arthropoda; Copepoda; Calanoida; Temoridae. Gene Ontology annotation, biological process: negative regulation of MAPK cascade; protein dephosphorylation. Gene Ontology annotation, molecular function: MAP kinase tyrosine/serine/threonine phosphatase activity; protein tyrosine/threonine phosphatase activity. The record is from RefSeq and is a predicted model, not a curated record. Bases 48 to 1391 code for a protein of 447 amino acids.
CAGAAUUCCUCAGUCUGUCGCGGGCCGCCGUCCCCGACAUAACAACAAUGCUAAGUGAAACACUAAAAAGUCGGGAGUCUCUUAAACUCUCGUUCAGUCGAAGCAUAUCGGAACCCGGACACAACUCAGGAUCUCUCACCAUGUCAACUCUAGUAUCUCCCCCUUCAAUAUCUCCUAGCCUGCAUCCUCCUAAACGAUUUAAACCCGAGUAUCUCAAUAAACCCAAAACUCUAUCCCCCCCUGGGACCGAGUUCUUAACCCCCCCAACCUCAUCUACCAUCAGUCUCCCCACCAGCCCCUGCACGGAGUCCUCGACCCUGCAACGCUCCCUAGUCAUCAAGAAAACCGGAACUAUAACCGGAGAAGGAUUGGCUAAUAGGAUUCAAAAACCGGGCAAGCCCGCAAAAACAUUUUUACUCUUAGACUGUCGCCCCUUUAUUGCGUACAAUGUUAGUCAUAUUCGUGGCGCAAUUAACGUGAAUUGCUGUGAUCGAUUCAACCGUAAAAGGUUGCAGCAGGGCAAAGCAAGUUUGGCGGAUUUAGCCACAACAAAAGAGGGCAAAGAGCAGUUGAAAAAGCGGAACUGGAAAGAGGUUAUUGUGUACGAUGACGCCAGCUCCGAUCUGACCAGCCUACCCUCAUCCCAUACACUAUUCCUAGUUAUUAAUUCUCUUGUAGAAGAUCUCAGACAGCCUCUUAUGCUAGUUGGGGGACUCAGAUGUUUUCAGACGACCCAGUCUAGUCUGUGUGAAGACUACUUGAUGCGCCCCCAAGUUGGUAGUCCCCUGGGUAUCCCGGGGCUCCCUGCUCCUCCUAGUCCCAUCGACAUGAGUCCCACCAAGGAUAUCGAAAACCACCCUGCCUCCCAGGUCACCAACUUCAUGUAUGUUGGGAACAUGAAGGAUGCCGGGGAUAUUGAUGUACUCAAAAGGUUGGGGAUCGAUCACGUGCUAAACGUAACGACGACAUCCCCUAGCUACACACCGGAUCCCGCCAUUAUUUACAAACAACUGCACGCCGCCGACAAUGGGUAUCAAAACCUCAAACAGUAUUUUGACGAGGCGUUUACCUUUAUAGAUACGGCGCGGCGUAGCGGCGGAGCUGUUCUAAUCCACUGCCAAGCCGGUGUAUCUAGGUCUCCAACAAUCGCCGUGGCGUAUUUGAUAAAGAACUACCCAAUGUGCAUGGUGGAUGCAUAUAGGUUUGUCAAGUCGCGUCGCUCCAUCAUCUCCCCGAACCUGAACUUCAUGGGUCAGCUCCUGGAGUUUGAGCAGGCCCUCAAGAGGGAGAAGACGGGCAAGCUCUGGGACAAGCCGGAGACGGUUGAGAAGUCAUGGACGGAGAAUAAUAAUACAACCUCGGACAUCAUCAGCCCUGGGUGCAAUGUUUAAAAACCAAAAUAUAGAUUUAAAUUGUCAGAUGUGUUCCUAAACCUACCCCAAACCUUCUCCAGGGUGGCAGAUAGACUUUAGCUCCUGUUCUACGGUAUCCAUUAAACAAAACUAGAUCCAGAUUUAAGAAGAAUUCCCAGAUUCUUGACAAUUAUUUAUAUGUUAUAGAUUGUCUUGUACCUCAUGUUAUGAAUAUAUUGGCAGCUACCCCCCCCUGAACUAAUUUACCCCCUCCUGAGGUUCUCUAUAAAAUCUAUAUAUAUUUAAUGAAUGUUGUGUGUUGAGGCCUCAAGGUGGGUUGUAGAGAGGAGGGAGGCCAUUCAUAACCUCCUUCUGCGCAAAACUUUCUGCGCAUGCGUCAAAAUCUGAUGAUGUAACCUCGUAUGACUCACAAUUUCAUUGACACACAGGGUGUGUCGAAAUUAAUGGUUAUUCCCCCCCCCCCCUCGUAAUUACGGG